Molecule: messenger RNA, 1324 nt
Organism: Bombus huntii
Lineage: Eukaryota; Metazoa; Arthropoda; Insecta; Hymenoptera; Apidae
Product: odorant receptor Or2-like
Exons: 4
Coding region: 17-1201 (394 amino acids)
Biological process (GO): sensory perception of smell; detection of chemical stimulus involved in sensory perception of smell
Cellular component (GO): plasma membrane
Molecular function (GO): odorant binding; olfactory receptor activity
Source: RefSeq, a predicted model, not a curated record
AUUUUCGUUUUCGAGGAUGAAGGAGUCGUCGAAGAAAGACUUCGCUUACGCGAUGACACCGAUGAAGAUCGUAUCGUGGCCUGUUGGUACCUGGCCUCUUCAAAAUUACGGUAUUUUUUCCGCUAUGCGUGGCAUCAUCGUGAUCUCUCUUGUGUUGCUAAUGCUAGCGAUCUUACAAAUGGAAAUGUACUUAGACAGCGGCGACGCCGAAAAAAACGUGGACGCUUUGAUAUUAAUAACAAGCGGCGUUGUGGCCUUGUCAAAAAUUAUAUGGUUUCGUAUUCGACCUGCUGGCCUUAUUUCGAAUUUUACUUCUGCGGUUAAGGAUUAUGAAGAAUUGGAGGGUCAGGACAAACGAUUGAUAGUACGAAAACACGCUUAUAUAGGCAGAGUAGCAUCUGCCACUGUGAUAUUUUCUUCGUAUAUCGGCUCUACUCUUUACAUGACUAUUCCUAUGCUGGCUGGAAAUGAAGAAAAAGAUAUAGUUAACGUAACAGAAGAAAGUACAACGGAUUACCCUAUACCUUCCGAAUAUGUAAUGGAUGUUAUACAAUUGCCGGAUAAUUUGUACUUUAUGGUUUUUAUCAUAGAGUACUUGAUGCUGUUGUUCACGAGCACUGGAAAUCUAGGAAGCGAUUCGUUGCUCUUCGGUAUCAUUUUUCACCUGUGCGGCCAAGUAGAAAUUUUGAAGCUGGAAUUCAAUAAACUGGGCAACGAGAACGAAAGAAUAAUGGAACGUUUCAUCGUAUUAAUCAAGAGGCAUGUGUACUUACUGAACCUGGCCAAGAUGUUGAACGAGACGAUCAGCUCUGUCUUGGUCGUGCAACUAUUCACGAGUUGUAUACUUAUUUGUACCACGGGAUUUCAAUUUAUUCUCGAUCUGAGUGUUGGGAACAUCGUCAUGGCGAUGAAAACAUUGACAGUAAUGAGCUGUCUGUUGGUUCAAUUGUUUGCAUACAGUUACGUGGGCGAAUAUUUAAAGCGUCAAAUGGAGAGCGUCGGCGACUCUGUGUACUUCUGCAGCUGGUAUCAUAUACCGAAAAAUGUGGCAAAAGGUAUCGUUUUUGUCAUUAUGAAAAGCCAAGAUCCAGUUUCCUUGAAGGCUGGGAAAUUCUUUAUCGUCAAUAUGGAAACGUACAUGAAUAUUCUGAAAACAUCGAUGUCGUAUCUUUCAGUCCUUCGAGUAAUGGUAAAUCCUUGAAAUGUUAUUAAUAUAAUAAAGCAGAAUAAAAUAUUAAAUAUUAUACUUUCAAUGAUUCAAUAUUCGUUUCAAAUUCAUUUAGAGUUGAAUGUACGUAGUAGAUAGUCUCGGUAAGCUGUUAUG